AUGUCUGCAGACUUACUAGCAGAGUUCGGCCAGGACUCGGGGCCUCCGCAAAGGUCCGCAGGGAAACCACAAGCUGGACAACCACAAACAAGCUUGAUAUCUGGUCCAGAUCAUCACGAUGAUGAUUUCUUUGCUUCCUUGUCGGCAGGCAAUCAAAACAAGCCCCAGGCCUUCGUUACGAGCCUAGCAAACCAGCACCCAGCUCCGACUUUGCGACAAUCACCGGGUUUCGAGCUGUUCAAGCUGCCUCGACACGAGAACAGCGAUGUGCUUUUUGACGCUGAAACCGACACACCGGCCAAUGACACAGAAGAUGAUUGGGGAGAUUUUGAAGAACCGGAAACCACCAUUAACUAUCAACCGGAACGUCCCGAAAAUGUUACAUUGGAAGUCAGGCCGCCGGUAGCAGACUUGUUGGACUCGCUGUCACUAAAAGACUCGGUAUCAAGCGCAAAUAUAAAUAAUAGUGCUCCUGAGAAAACCCUGGCACCUGUUGUUAAUUCAUCGGAGUCUACUUGGGACGAUGAUUCAUUUGGAGAUUGGGAAGAUUUCACGGACGCACCAUCUACUGCAAAAGAUGUUUCAACGCGAGGCAAUCAUGCUGCCAAAGCUGCCAAGAAGGUCAGCUCUUUUCCUCAGAGAACUUUGCCACGCGCCGUCAAUGCCUCGGAACCAAUAUGGGAGGAUGGUUCGUCUGGAGAGUGGGAGGUUCUCACAAACGCACCCUCUGCCAGGCGCACGAGUCAACAUGCGCCAACAGAAAUUCGGAAGAAAACAAAACCUGCCGCCAAAAAUAUCAGCACUGCUCAACAAUCAACCCAUGAAGAUGAUUUUGAAGAUUGGGGCGACUUCGCCGAUGGGCCAGCAACACCACCAAUAUCCAAACAGAAACCCAAACCGGCAUCAUCAAAAUCAGCUACACCAAUACUAGACCCUCGAAGUUUUAUAUCGUCCACACCAUCCCCAACUCCCACAGUUCGACCAACCAACAUCCCACCGCCAUCCGUCCUUCUCUCCCUCCUCGUCGAAAUUCUAAGUGCACUACAAAAAGAAGCUCUCAAAGCUCAACCUCGCAGCACACCACCCGCACAAAAAGAAUCAAUCGCAAUCAAAAUCCACACCACGCUAACAACAUCAGCUCGCAUAAUAGCAGGCCGCAGUCUCCGCUGGAAACGCGACACAAUCCUCAGCCAAAGCAUGCGUAUCGGUCCCGCGGGUAAACCCGGCGGAAUGAAACUGAGCACCGUGAACAAACAUGAAGAUGUCAAGGAGUCACAGGAUGCUGUUGAUGUGUUGAGGUUAUGGCGUGAGCGCGCUGUACUCUUCAAUGCUGUUGUUCAAGGCGUGGGAAGGAAGCCUGUUCCUGUUUUUACGGAUCCGACAGCGUUGAAAGUUGUGUUGGCGCGUGCUGAGGAGGGCGCGAUUAAGGCUUCGCAUGCUUGUGCACUUUGUGCACUUAAGAGGGAUGAGCGGGUUUUGAGGGUUGAUGAGGGGGAUGUGAAUGAUAGUUUUGGUGAGUGGUGGACGGAGCACUGGGGGCAUACGGGAUGUAGGUUGUUCUGGGAGAGCAAUAGGGCUUUACUUUUGCAGAGAUGA
Molecule: messenger RNA, 1596 nt
Organism: Penicillium odoratum
Lineage: Eukaryota; Fungi; Ascomycota; Eurotiomycetes; Eurotiales; Aspergillaceae
Exons: 1
Coding region: 1-1596 (531 amino acids)
Source: RefSeq, a predicted model, not a curated record